AUUCUCUUUGAUUUCAUUGUUUACGUUAUUGGUGUCGGGUUGUUUUGUAUUUUAUUUAUGUCGAUAAAACGUAUAAAAUCGUAGAAAUGAAGGUGUAUUGUGGAUAUAUUUCGAUAAAUCCAAUCACGGUAUGUCGAGCGUGCCUGCAGGCGUGCGGGUCGCUGAACUCUGCGACGAACACAGAGUUAGAAGCGCUGCGAAACAUCGUUGGAGAGGGUCUACACAAUGAAGUGAAUAUUAAAGUGUGCCUGUACUGCAGUAGUCUGCUGAGGAAGUUGGCAAGAUUUACCCGAGUGUGUAGGCAGGCCAACUAUGUUCUGCAAAAAUCUGCAAACCAGGUAUUCCCAGAUACUAUUCCUCCAUUCCACACCUUCACUGCAUCUGAAACACACACAGUACAGUAUCCCGAGUACAGUGACGAUGAUCAGAGCAACUUGAAAGUUGAGUCUGGUGAUGAUGGGCCUGCUGCAGCUGAUGAUCAUGAUGAUGAUGUUGAUGAUGAAGACACUCCACUGUCUAUGCUGAGCAAAGAUGCCACAGAGAUUGAACCUCAAAUAAAUGAACCUAAAGAAGCGUCCUUAGAAAUUAAACAGGAACCCUCAGACUUAGAUUUUGAUGCCAAAAUCCAAGAGAAAGACUAGAAACAUACGAAAAGAAAACAAAAGAAGAAGACAAAGAAUGUAAAGACUGUGACAGAGAAUAAGACAGAGCUACGCGAGGGAUUCAGCAGCAGAAUGGUGCAGGAGACCAAUGAAUACAGAGUUAUUAAGUUAACUAAAGAACAGAUCCUCCAAGAGCUCCAAGCCAAGCGCGACUCCCCGGCCUACACCCGCGCCCCCCUACACUGCGCCCCGUGCGCGCGCGCCUUCAACCACGAGGACGUGAGGAGGAACCACAUGGAGAAGCACAGCGAGUCGCGCGGCCCCCUCGUGUGCGACAUCUGCACUCAGCGCUGCCCCUCCGCCGUGUCGCUGCGCGGACACCACAAGUCACACGCCACCAGAUACCAGUGCAAGGUGUGCGGCUGCGUGCGUCUCUCCCGCCAGCACCUGCUGGAGCACCACGACGCGGCGCACGCGCACGCACGCGUGUACACCUGCACGCACUGCGCGCGCACCUCCCACAAGCGCACAGUGAUGCAGCGGCACGUGCGCACACACACACAGCGCCCCCGGCCCCGCUGCGAGCAGUGUUCGCGAGUGUUCAGCUCCGUGGACACCCUGCGCGCGCACGUCAAACGCCACGACGCAUCAAACCUCCUCCCGUGCCCGCGCUGCUCCAAGACCUUUGUCUACGCGUCACUACUGGAGACGCACGUGCGGCGCGCGCACGAGGCUCGGGACUACUACUGUGUGGAGUGCGACGUGGCCUUCAACUCACCCGACAAUCUGAGAAUUCACUUCAAGAAGACGAAACGGCAUAGAGACCCGGCUACGUACAAGCCUCCCUCUCCGCCGGCGGGGCGCAACUUCGCGUGCCAGCUGUGUCCGCGCACCUACACCUCCUCCAACUCACUCAGAUGUCACAUGAAGCGGAACCACUCUGAGAAGAAGCCGCCGACGCACGCCUGCCCCGUCUGUGAUAAAGUGUUCUCGCAAAAGAGCGUCCUAACCCGCCACCUCGUCGUGCACACGGGCGCGCGCGCGCACGCCUGCCCGCUGUGCGCGCGCCGCUUCGCGCAGCCGGCUACCCGGGACACGCACUAUAGGAGGGUGCAUGCACAGGUCUAA
Plutella xylostella (diamondback moth) is the source of this 1730-nucleotide messenger RNA. RefSeq lists its product as uncharacterized. Gene Ontology annotation, cellular component: nucleus. NCBI's taxonomy places the organism in Eukaryota, Metazoa, Arthropoda, Insecta, Lepidoptera, Plutellidae. Gene Ontology annotation, biological process: regulation of transcription by RNA polymerase II. Gene Ontology annotation, molecular function: zinc ion binding; RNA polymerase II cis-regulatory region sequence-specific DNA binding; DNA-binding transcription factor activity. The record is from RefSeq and is a predicted model, not a curated record.